CGGAUUUCGUCAGCAAAAUCGAACGUUUCAACGGCGCGACACCAUUGGCGCGCUCGCGGAGUCGAUCACGCCGGGCGCGCACGAAGUACCAAUCAACGCAGUCCGCGAGCACUCAUCGUCGCGACACUCCGCUCGCUUUAUCACGCGUGGUGCGCGUUUGAUAUGUAUUCCACGGCGAGGAGGCGAGAAACGAGUCCGUUAUCUCAAAUAUAAACAACAGAGAGAGAGAAGGAGAGAGAAGCUCUCGGACGCGAUGAAUGAACGGACGUUUGGUGGGCGGACGUUUAUUUCUCGAUUGAGCAACGGCCGAUUGUAAAUUCGAUUUUUCGCCUUUCCGAGGGACUGGCGCGGAAAUCCCCCCGACAUUGAUGUCUCGGGACAACAAAGGAGGCACACGCGGUGCAAAAACGCUUUGUUCUUCGUGUUAUUUUUACAUCGGAAUUGAUAUAUUUUCGCGUGCGACGCUCUUAAAAUAGAGCGCGGCGGCGGCAGCGGCGUGGUGAUGUAUUUCCCAUACGCUCGCGAACGCAGCGAGGAACAUGAGUUUUGAGGUUACCACGUUCCUGGGUUCGCUUUCGGUUGAGAUUGCUCGACCAUCGAGACGCAUUGUCUUGCACGACGAGGAGGCACGCUAACCAUGGACACCGCGAGCGAGAUAAUAGACGACGACGAAUUCCAGCAGUCGCUGGCCAAGCGGAUUUAUUAUUCGGCGAAGGAUGGAAUGGCGAUCGCCCUUUACACAUUGCUCAACGAAAAAUCGGAUGCCGACGUCAAUCGUCUGAUCAACCAGAAAAUUUUAGAGGAAGAUGGACAGAGUUGUACAGCUUUGAUCAUCGCUGCACGUUAUGGACAUGAUAAGGUAGUUAGAAUGUUGUUAGACAAGUUUAAGCCUGACUUGGAGCAAGAAGGAACGGUUAAGUUUGAUGGAUAUGUCAUUGAAGGAGCUAGUGCGUUGUGGGCUGCAGCAGGAGCAGGACAUUUAAAUGUCGUUAAGACCCUCGUGAAAGCAGGAGCGAAUGUGAACCAUCCGACAAAAACCAAUUCCACCCCACUCCGAGCGGCGUGCUUCGACGGUCGUCUAGAUAUCGUGAAAUAUUUAACUGAUCACCAGGCAGAUAUAAAUAUUUCCAACAAAUUUAACAAUACUUGCCUUAUGAUAGCAGCGUAUAAAGGACAUCUUGAUGUUGUGAAUUUCCUGUUGGACAAAGGAGCGGACCCUAACAAGAAAGCGCAUUGUGGAGCAACAGCGUUACACUUUGCCGCCGAGUGUGGGCACACCGCGAUUGUCCACGAAUUGUUGAAGUACGGAACGAAAAUGACAAAGAACGAGAGCGGUAUGACGCCUUUGAUAGCGGCCGCCGAACGUACGCGCGCCGAAGUGGUCGAGUGCCUAGUGAAGAGGGAGGAAAUGACAAAAGAGGAGAUAAUAGACGCUUACGAACUACUCGGAGCGUCUUACGCUAACGAUAAGGAUAGUUACUGCCUGAUCAAGGCGUAUAAGUACCUGCACCAGUCAAUGGAAUUAAGGUAUAGCGAUACUAAUAAUAUUGUAUAUAAGCAACUAGGUUCAACUGUGAAAGCAUACGACAAUUGGAAAGAAUGCGAAACGCUAGAACGACUAGAAAGUAUCAAAAACAAUCCCAACGCCAUACACAUGGAGUCGCUUACUAUCCGGGAGAGGAUAUUAGGCCUCCACAACCCGGAAUUAACGCAUCCUAUAGUGUUCAGAGGCGCUAUAUUCGCGGAUAACGCCCGAUUCGACCGAUGCAUCGAUCUGUGGCUGCACGCUCUGAAACUGAGGCAGCUGAACAACAUAACCGUCGUGACGGAUCUUCUUCGAUUCGCGCAGGUCUUCUCGCAAAUGAUACACGUGGGUGUCGAUCUGGAUCUCUCACAAGUGAUAAACGUGCUGGAGGCGAGCGUGACGGAAUUGAGCAAGAACAAAGCCAAGAUACAGAAUCCAGAGCUGAGGGAUGACGUUGAGCAGUAUGUUGCCAGACGCACAUUGAGACGCAGGCGGCGCAGGCGGCGCAGGACAUCACAGCACAGCGGAUCACAGUUUUUCGUAACCGAAGAGAUGGAGUCGAACAUCACAACGACCUUGUAUAUCUUAACGAUUUUGACAAAACUGAUGACGCUAAACGGGAACAGAUGUGAUGAAUCGGAUUUGACUAAGGCGCACCAUUUGGUGCACAAGUUGUGCGCGCUGCGCGUAUGCUUGAAAGACGGACAGACUCUGUUGCAUCUCGCUGUAAAUGCCGAAACUCCGGUCGACGAUUUUCACACCAACGAUGUUUGCAAAUUUCCGUGUGCGGCCACGGCGAAGUUAUUGAUUCGUUGCGGCGCGGACGUGAACGCAAUGGACAAUGAGAGAAACACGCCGCUCCACAUUAUUGUUGGUUACAGUAAAUCAAUCAGCGACUUCUCGACUUUGCAUUCAAUCAUAAUGGAGCUCAUAGAAGCUGGGGCGCAUAUGGACACUGUAAAUAACAGGGGGCACACGCCGUACGAUGCGGUCACCACAGGCGUAGCCGAAAUAAUAUUACGAUCACAGACUAAAUUGUCCCUAAAGUGUAUGGCAGCCAAAGCGGUGAAGGCUUACAACCUGUCUUAUGCCGGUAACGUGCCACGUUGCCUCGAAAGCUUCAUAGAGCUGCACGGACCUGGAUUGAAUCAAGGUUGACGAGUGCUCGACGAGUCGCCACGAAGAAUCGAAGUUUCUUGUAAUAUUCUUGUACAAAGUAUGCUGAAAAUGUCGUAAAUAAUGUAAAGUACCGUAUAUAUCGCGUACACUUUCAUACGCAGCAGUAUGUAUGUGCGGCAUACAUAAGCUUGAAAUUCCGUAGAAGAGAGUCUCGCGAAAGAUUAUAUUGACGUGCGAUUUAUAUACAUUGCUUAUUGUUUAUACAGUUCAAUAAUUAUAGGAUUCGUGUGAGAAGAGAGAGGAAAAAAUUGCCUUUUUACGAUACGCAGAAUUUCCCGUGGAGAGGCGAGAAAGUGAUUUUCUGGGCGGAAUUAUCUUUACCGACGGGAGCGGAUGUCUGCGGAUGAUACUAAAACAAUGACGUGUUAUUACGCGUGUGUAAAAGGAAUUCCCGCGGAGGGGCGACAGUUUCGGGUUUCCGUUUUUGUAUUCAACGCGUUGUACACUUUAUAGACGAUAAAUAGCAUAUCGCUGCGAUAGCCACUUCGUGCGUUCGGGUUCAUGUUUUUAUGAGGUUUCGAGUAACCCGAACUCGGAGUCAAAGCUGCCAAGCGAUGGAAUGUGUUGUAAUUACGAGCGGCCAUUGUGUACUCAAUUCGCUCGCUCCGUCGAAGUUCGAGCAGUUUUUAUUAACUUUAACCGUGUAAUUUCUGUGAUAAAUAAAAUCAAACUAAAUGAGCUUUUCAAACAACGAUUGGUUCAUCUGUAGCGUGUACGUACAUGUGUGUGUAUGUGUGUGUAAAUUGAAGAUCGCACAACUGCUCGAGAUCCACGUUGCUCCUCGUUUCACACGAAGGAAUAACGUUACGAACGAACAAUAUCCGGAAAGGUGUUAAGAGAUCAGAUAAACUGGUGUGUCAAUUGCCAUAUCAAAUUUAUUCAAUAUUUACACACGCAAUCUCUCUGUAUACAGUCGUGGGGAGAAUUCGGGGGGCUCUGCGGGGAGGGGGGAGGGGAGGGGAAGAAAAUGAGAUAUGCGAGAAUAUACAUACGCACACAAAUACUCUUUACAACGUAUUAUUUACAAUUGUUUACAGGCUCGUUUUUAUUUUACCUAUUAUACACAUUUUACAACGGCGCUCUCGCUUAUCAAUUAACACUUCUGUACAAAUAUACACGCGUGCUGAAGAUCUUUUGGCAAAAGAAACGUAGAGAGAAAGAGAGAGAGAGAGAAAAAGAGAGAGAGAGAGAGAGAGAGA
Molecule: messenger RNA, 3903 nt
Organism: Dinoponera quadriceps
Lineage: Eukaryota; Metazoa; Arthropoda; Insecta; Hymenoptera; Formicidae
Gene: Fem-1
Product: protein fem-1 homolog B
Exons: 11
Coding region: 638-2683 (681 amino acids)
Molecular function (GO): protein binding
Source: RefSeq, a predicted model, not a curated record